AUGACGGCUUCCCUGGAGUGGCACUUCAGCCAAGUCUUUGGCGAACGGACGCCUGGAGAGGAGAUCCAGGAUGCCGACAUCAUCUCUGCCGUGGAGUUUGAUGGGGAUGGCGAGUUCCUGGCCACGGGAGAUCAUGGAGGGCGCGUGGUCCUGUUCGAGAGAUGCGCGCCGUCACACCUGGCAAACGAGCCUGCGGACUCCCGGCCCGCCUCGCCGCGCAUCCCCAACGCCUACGAGUACCGCUACCUGACCGAGUUCCAGUCGCACGAGCCGGAGUUUGACUACCUCAAGUCGUUGGAGAUCGAGGAGAAGAUCAACAGCGUCCGGUGGUGCCGGCGAGACUCCCCUGCCCUCGAAACCCCCACAGCCCACCACCUCCUCACCACCAACGACAAGACCAUCAAGCUGUGGAAGGUGUACGAGAAGCAGGUGCUGAGCGUGAGUGGGCUGAACAUGGAUGCUCCUGGGAGCAGCGGACAGAGGCCGAGCCUAGAGGGUGGCGGCGCGCCACCGUCCCUCAAAGAAAGGGAGCUUCGAGUCCCCACGGUGGAGGGCCGGGAAACGCUGAUGACCAGCAAGUGUCGCCGCACCUACUCCAACGCCCACGCCUACCACAUCAACACUGUGUCCCUGUCUAGCGACAAGGAGACCUUCCUGUCGGCCGAUGACCUGCGAAUAAAUCUGUGGAACCUGGACGCCGAGCCCCAGGCCUACACGGUGGUGGACGUGAAGCCCGCCAACAUGGACGACCUGACGGAGGUGAUCACGCGCGCGGCCUUCCACCCCACCCACAGCCACCAAUUCGCCUACAGCACGAGCCGCGGGUCGCUGCGCCUGGCCGACCUGCGCGCCGCCGCGCUGUGCGACGCGGGGGCGAAGCAUUUUGAAGACGCGGGUCCUGGCGGGCCCAAGAACUUCUUCUCUGAGAUCAUCUCCUCCAUCUCCGACUUCCGCUUCUCGGCAGACGGGCGCCACCUCCUCGCCCGCGACUUCAUGACCGUCAAGCUUUGGGACUUGGCCAUGGACUCGGGGCCGCUGGAGGUGCACCGCGUGCACGAAAGCCUGAGGAGCAGGCUGUGCGACCUGUACGAGAGCGACAGCCUGUUUGACAAAUUUGAUGUGGGCAGCUCGGGCGAUGGCCGGCACAUCGCCACGGGCUCUUACUCCAACUUCUUCAAAGUGUUCGACCGCAGCAACGAGGCGGGCAGCAUGUUCCUGGAGUCCAGCCGGGACCCGAUGCGCCGCCGGCUGCAGGCCGCCGCCAAGCCCGCCUCCCGCUUCGGGCUGUCGCGCACGCGCACGCGCACCGUUUCCACGGCUGAGGAAAGCGUGACCAGCGACCUGAGCAGCAAGGUUCUGCGCCUGUCCUGGCACCCGCAGGCGCCGGUGAUCGCGACCGCUGCAGCAAACAGCCUGUACCUGUUCCAGGGCCGGGCGCAGGACGGCGGCGUCGGCUGA
Auxenochlorella protothecoides is the source of this 1458-nucleotide messenger RNA. Its product is annotated as Serine/threonine protein phosphatase 2A 55 kDa regulatory subunit B beta isoform. Gene Ontology annotation, cellular component: protein phosphatase type 2A complex; cytosol. The record is from RefSeq and is a predicted model, not a curated record. Gene Ontology annotation, biological process: peptidyl-serine dephosphorylation. Gene Ontology annotation, molecular function: protein binding; protein phosphatase regulator activity. Lineage: Eukaryota; Viridiplantae; Chlorophyta; Trebouxiophyceae; Chlorellales; Chlorellaceae. The transcript is spliced from 9 exons. The coding region runs from base 1 to 1458 and encodes 485 amino acids.